UGUAGUGUUCGGCAAGUGGCUGCUAUUACAUUUAAAAUAUAGACUUGAAUAGUUAUAGAGUUGGGUGCUAAUUCGCCUCAUCUGUAAAGACCAAUUUUAUAAAAGUUUUAUAAUAAGCAAUAUACUGUUUUUCUUUUCUAUCUUUUUUACUUCAUUCUACUGUACAGGCCUAGAUUCAGUAAUAAUGAGUAAAUCAGUGAUAAUGUAUGAUGAUGUGUAGAUGAUAACAUGUAAAUAACAACUAUGCAAUUCUUUUUACAGCAAGCUCCGGUGUGCAGUGCUCAUGGACAAUCUGACAUUCACAAACAGCAUUCUCCUCGUUGAGGGACUGAAAGUCACACCUCAGUCAUCUCAGUCUGUUUUCAUCAUGUUUCUCUUGGCUUAUAUCUUUGCAAUGGUAUCAAACAUAGGACUUAUAUUUCUCAUUUCAACAGAAAAGAAUCUGCACGAUCCUAUGCAUUUUUUGUUCUGUAACUUGCCACUGAAUGAUAUAAUGGGGACCACCGUCAUUAUGCCACGUUUACUUCAGGAUAUUUUAACUGAACCCUCAGAGCGUUACAUAUCUUAUGCAGAAUGUGCUAUUCAAGCUUAUUUUGUGCAUAUAUUUGCAGCAGGAUGUCACUAUGUGCUGAUGAUCAUGGCCUUUGACAGAUAUGUUGCUAUAUGUAAACCUCUGAGAUAUACAGCAAUAAUGACCAAUAAAAUGGUUAUUGCACUCUCAGCACUUGCUUGGGGCUUGGCCUUUCUUUUCGUGACAAUUAUGGUAGGACUCUCUUUGCGCCUGUCUCGUUGUAGGUAUAAAAUUGAAAAUCCUUUCUGUGACAAUGCUUCAUUGUUUAAACUGUCCUGUGAAAAUGUGUCUGUUAAUAAUGUGUUCGGACUUGUUUAUACUGUGGUUGCACUCAGUCUGUCAGCAUUAUCUAUAUUUGUAACGUAUGUCAAAAUUGCUACUGUAUGUAUAACCAGCAAGAACAAAGCACUCAACAGCAAAGCCAUAAAGACCUGCAGCACUCAUUUAGCUGUUUACUUAAUCAUGUUUCUUACUGGAGCCGUUUUUAUUUUCCUUCAUCGUUUUCCUGAAUACUCUGACAACAGGAAACUAGCUAGUAUAAUGUUUCACAUUGUACCACCAGGUUUGAAUCCCUUAGUAUAUGGUUUGCAAACCAAAGAGAUUAGAGAAAAGGUUGUGAAACUCUGGUGUAGAAAGAAGAUAAUGAUAACAUAGUAACAUAGUAAAUAACAUAGUAUUUUACAAAUGUGAAAUUUUAAAUAUUUACCCUUAGAUAAACUGUGGCACUCCAACAGUACAAACUUUGUUCUGUACUCAUUUAUUUUCAGUAAUUAUCAGAUUUUUUUUGUGUGGGAGUUGUUUGCGUCAUAUAUAAAGUAAUUUAAAUCUAAGUUGUAUACACAUUACCUGGAAAAGAGAAAAUAAAUGACGAGAAAAGAGAAUAUUAGUUUUGACUCACUACAAGCAAAAAAGAAAAAAAGCUGUCAUUUAAAUCAAGUGAAAAAACAACACAAUGGGCUACAGUAAUGUGACGUACAAUAAUGGGUUACAGAGCAACAAGAAAAAAAUACAAAAAAGGCUUGCAUCACAGUUUUUGUAUUUGCAAAUACAUGCAAUGUCUGCUCAAAGAUCUCUUCCUGCUUCACAUUGAAAAUAUAAUUGUAUACAGUUUAGACAUAAUUGGUUUGCUGAGAUCACUUUUUAUUUUAAAAAAGAAAACAAAAAAUUGCAUAUAACUAAAAAAGUUGUAUUUUCGGCUAUGUCAUAUUCCUGAUAUAUUUCUGACUUUAUUUACAUAGUUCAGACCAAAAGUUUAAAGGAAGUAAAUAAUUAGAAAAAAA
Danio rerio (zebrafish) is the source of this 1851-nucleotide messenger RNA. The record is from RefSeq and is a predicted model, not a curated record. NCBI's taxonomy places the organism in Eukaryota, Metazoa, Chordata, Actinopteri, Cypriniformes, Danionidae.